CGCCUCCCCACCCGCCCUCACUCCCUCCUUGCCGCCCGCGGAGCCGCCGCCGAGCUCAGCGCCCCGGAGCCGCGGGGCGGAGGCGAUGGCCACCGUAGUGGUGGAAGUGGACUCGGAGCCCUCCUGCAGCAUCCCCAACCCGACCUCCACCUCGCCCAGUCUCUCCCACCGCUUCCUAGACAGCAAGUUCUACCUGCUGGUGGUCAUCGGCGAGCUGGUGACCGAGGAGCACCUGCGGCGGGCCAUCACCAAUAUCGAGCGAGGAAUCCGAUCAUGGGACACAAACUUGGUCGAAUGCAACUUGGAUCAAGAACUGAAACUUUUUGUGUCUCGCCAUUCAGCUCGAUUCUCUCCCGAAGUUCGAGGUCAGAAGAUUCUUCACCACAGAAGUGAUGUCUUAGAAACUGUAGUCCUCAUCAAUCCCUCAGAUGAAGCAGUUAGUACUGAGGUGCGCUUAAUGAUCACAGAUGCUGCAAGACAUAAGCUCCUGGUUCUAACUGGUCAGUGUUUUGAAAAUACAGGAGAACUCAUUCUUCAGUCAGGAUCCUUCUCUUUCCAGAACUUCAUUGAGAUCUUCACAGAUCAAGAGAUUGGUGAAUUGUUGAGCACCACACACCCUGCCAACAAAGCCAGCCUAACUCUUUUCUGCCCCGAGGAAGGGGACUGGAAAAACUCUAACCUUGACAGACACAACCUUCAAGACUUCAUUAACAUUAAACUCAACUCAGCUUCCAUAUUGCCUGAGAUGGAAGGACUCUCUGAAUUCACAGAGUAUCUGUCAGAAUCAGUAGAAGUGCCAUCACCUUUUGACAUUUUGGAACCUCCAACCUCAGGAGGUUUCUUGAAGCUCUCCAAACCCUGCUGUUACAUUUUCCCAGGAGGAAGAGGGGAUUCUGCAUUGUUCGCAGUGAAUGGAUUCAAUAUGCUUAUCAAUGGAGGAUCCGAAAGAAAAUCUUGUUUUUGGAAACUUAUCCGGCACUUGGACAGAGUAGAUUCCAUUCUGCUCACUCACAUCGGAGAUGACAAUCUGCCAGGAAUCAAUAGCAUGCUUCAGCGAAAGAUAGCUGAACUAGAAGAGGAACAGUCUCAAGGGUCUACUACCAACAGUGACUGGAUGAAAAAUCUGAUCUCACCUGAUUUAGGAGUUGUGUUCCUUAAUGUACCUGAGAACCUGAAGAACCUGGAUCCUAAUUUUAGGGUAAAAAGGAGUGUAGAAGAAGCUUGUUUUACUCUCCAGUAUUUAAAUAAGUUAUCUAUGAAACCAGAACCUCUCUUCAGAAAUACAGGAAAUACCAUUGACCCUAUCAUUUUAUUUCAGAAAAUGGGAGUUGGCAAACUUGAGAUGUAUGUGCUUAAUCCUGUCAAAAAUAGCAAAGAGAUGCAAUAUUUUAUGCAGCAGUGGAGUGGUACUAACAAAGAUAAAGCUGAAUUCCUGCUACCAAAUGGCCAAGAGCUAGACAUUCCAUUAUCCUAUUUCACCUCUGUCUCAUCCCUGAUUGUGUGGCAUCCAGCUAAUCCUGCAGAAAAAAUAAUCCGAGUUCUCUUUCCUGGAAACAGUACCCAGUAUAAUAUUCUAGAGGGACUAGAAAAACUCAAACACUUGGACUUCCUUAAACAACCAAUGGUUACACAAAAAGACCUAACUGGGAACAUUGCUAGUCCAGCUGUGAAACAAGCGAAAUUGAAACAACGAACAGAUAGCAAGGAGAGUCUGAAGCCUGCUGCAAAGACACCACCAAAUAAGCCUGUCAGAAAGGAAUCUAAAGAAGAAACACCAGAGCCUGUGAAGCCUAGCCCAGUACCAGAAAAGCCUCAGAAGCUGGAAAGCAAAGAAAAAGUUCCAGUUAAAAAAGAAAAACUAACAAAAGUAGAGACCAAAUCAAUAGUGGUGGAAAAAGACAUAUCAAGUAAGGAAGAGCAACUAGUAAAAUCUGAAGUUCCUGAAAAACAAAGUACAGAUGUAAAACCAAAAAUGUCAAAGGAGAAGACAGUAAAAAAGGAAGUCAAAGCAAAACCCGAAGAAAAGAAAGAGGACAAAGAAAAACCAAAGAAAGAGGUUUCUAAAAGAGAAGAGAAAACCCCCAUCAAAAAAGAGGAAAAACCAAAAAAAGAAGAGAUCAAGAAAGAAGUUAAGAAAGAGGUGAAAAAGGAAGAGAAGAAGGAAACUAAGAAGGAAAUAAAGAAAGAAGCUUCAACAAAAGAAGUUAAAAAAGAAGCUAAAAAAGAAGAGAAGAAGGAAAUCAAGAAGGAAGACAAAGAAGCCAAAAAGGACAUCAAAAAGGUUCCUAAAGAAACAAAGAAGACAGCUACUCCUUCAAAUGAAGCCAAAAAAACAGCCGCAAAGCCUAAACCACAAAAGAAGGAGGAGCCUGCUAAAAAAGAAUCUAUACCUGCUGGAAAGCCAAAGGAAAAAGGAAAAGUAAAAAGUGUGAAAAAGGACCUCAAAGUCAGUGGAGCACAAGCUGCCCUUGCAGCUGUUGGAGCUGCAACUGUUGCAGCUGCAGAAAUUACAGCUGGUGGAAAGGAGCUUGAAGCAGAGAGAUCCCUUAUGUCUUCACCAGAAGAUUUAACAAAGGAUUUUGAGGAAUUAAAAGCUGAAGAAGUAGAAACAAUAAAAGAAACAAAAUCUCAAGUUGCACUUAUAAAGGAUGAUCUGAAACUUACUGGUACAGUACAAAAAGACACCUUUGAAGUACAAAAAGAAAAAUUGGAUAAUGAAGGACCUGCUGAGUCAUCUGAUGAAGGCAUAACUACCACAGAAGCUGAGGGUGAGUGUGAACAGACACCUGAAGAAUUGGAACCUGUGGAAAAACACAAAGUUGAUGACAAUGAAAAAUUUGAAGAUGAGGGAACUGGCUUGGAAGAAUCAUCUGAAGCAGAUUAUGAAGAAAAGGCAGAGACAGAAGAAGCUGAAGAACGAGAUGAAAAUGAAGUAGAAAAAACACAUCUGGAUGCCACAAAAUCAUAUAUGGAAGAACCAAGAAAAAUUCCAGGUGGCUCAGAAAAACUAAUGACUGAAGUAGAUACUAACCUAAAAGACGAAAAGUAUAUUGAAAAGGCAGAUUAUGAGACAUCCGAUGAACGAGCUGAAGAAGACAGGGAAGAUGCAAUAGAAAAGGCAGAAACUGAAGAGACUGAAGAAGAUGAGGAAGACAAAGCAGAAGACAUUAGAGAUGAAGAGGAAACUGAAAAAACAGAAGCUGAAGAAGAUUACGUGAUGGCUGUGGUCGACAAAGCUGCAGAAUCUGGUGAAGCUGAGGAUAAGUAUGGCUUACUCAUAAUUACACCAACUAAACGCUCAGAGUCUCAGUCUCCAGUGAUUGAACCAGCUUCUUCUAUCCAUGAUGAGACACUACCUGGUGGUUCAGAAAGUGAAGCCACUGUUUCUGAUGAAGAAAAUAGAGAAGAUCAACCUGAGGAAUUCACUGCUACUUCAGGUUACACACAGUCCACCAUUGAAAUAUCCAGUGAACCAACUCCCAUGGAUGAAAUGUCAACACCCCGAGAUGUCAUGAGUGAUGAAACUAACAAUGAGGAAAGUGAGUCACCCUCUCAGGAGUAUGUGAACAUUACCAAGUAUGAGACAUCACUAUACUCUCAAGAGUUCAGCAGAGCUAAACUUUCUCCACUUCCAGAUGCUUUUAAUGGGUUGUCUGAGGGAUCCAAAACAGAGGCCACAGAAGGUAAGGAUUAUAAUGCCUCAGCUUCCACCAUCUCACCACCCUCUUCAUUAGAAGAAGACAAAUUCUGUAAAUCUGCAUUCCAAGAUGUAUACCGGCAAAGAGAAACUGAAAUCCAAGCCACUGACAAAUUAGAAAUCAAAGAACCCUAUCAAGAAGAUGGUGGAAAACAUAGUUCAGCCAAGAGUCCAGCUGACAGUUUGUCCCCUCCAUCACCUGUUGCCAAAACACCACUGAGUGAACGCAGUGUGAAUUUUUCGCUCACUCCCAAUGAGAUCAAGGUUCCUUCUGAGUCUGUCCCCACUGCUAAAUUGCCUGAUGUACACCAAGAAGUUGCUGAAGAGCACUGUGCAAGCCCCGAAGAUAAAACAUUAGAAGUAGCAUCUCCAUCACAGUCUGCUGCUGGUAGUGCUGGCCACACACCUUACUAUCAGUCUCCCACUGAUGAAAAGUCCAGUCAGCUUCCCUCUGAAACCAGUGAAAAGUCUACAGAAGCUCCUGUUAGCUUUGAGUUCAGUGAAGUCAAAGAUGAGUCUGCAAAAUGCAGAAUAAGCCCUAUGGAUGAGCCUGUACCAGAUUCAGAAUCUCCUAUUGAAAAGGUUCUCUCACCUCUGCGGAGUCCUCCACUGAUAGGUUCAGAGACCACCUAUGAUACAUUUUUGAGUGCUGAUUUAAAGUCUUCCACCAGAGAUUAUGGAAGUCCUUCUGAAGGGAAACCUGAAAAAGACAAAUCACCUGUUCAGAUGAGCCCAGCUUCUGAAGCAAGCUCUGUGGGCCUCUUCCAAGAAAAACAAGAUGAAAAAAGCAUGGAAUUUAUGGUAAUUAAGGAAGGCUUCAGCCUGGAAAGGAAAAUGGAGGAUACAGAACCCAGCAGCUCCCAGUCUUCACUGGUCUUGGAUGAGCGGAAGUUAGCAGGUGAUCUCUCACCAACUCAAAUAGAUAUCAGUCAGUUUGGUUCUUUAAAAGAAGAUACCAAAAUGUCAAUUUCUGAAGGCACUGUCUCUGACAAGUCUGCAACUCCUGUUGAUGAGGUUGUUGCAGAAGACACCUAUUCCCAUAUAGAAGGAGUAGCUUCUGUCUCUACAGCAUCUGUUGCCACUAGUUCAUUUCCAGAACCAACUACCGAUGAUGUAUCUCCUUCUUUGCAUGCUGAAGUUGGUUCUCCACACUCUACUGAAGUUGAUGAUUCCCUUUCAGUGUCAGUUGUACAAACACCAACAACUUUUCAGGAAACAGAAAUGUCUCCAUCUAAAGAAGAGUGCCCAAGGCCUAUGUCAAUUUCUCCACCAGAUUUCUCACCUAAAACUGCAAAAUCAAGAACACCAGUGCUUGAUCAUAGAUCUCCUGAGCAGUCAGCUAUGUCAGUAGAAUAUGGUCGGGAGUCACCUGAGCAGUCUUUAGCAAUGGAUUUUAGUAGACAGUCUCCAGAAUAUCCUGCUGUAGGCACUAGUGUACACCAUAUAUCUGAAAACGGUCCCACGGAAGUAGAUUAUAGCCCUUCCGAUAUACAAGAGUCUCCUUUUGCACAGAAGAUUUCACCUGUGGAACAGUCAUCUUACUCUCAAGAGAAAGAUAUUUCAGAAAUUAUUUCAGUUUCUCAAAUUGAAGCUUCAUCUUCAACUUCAUCAGCUCAUACACCUUCACAGGUAGCUUCACCACUGCCAGAAGAAACUUUUUCAGGUGGUAUUCCACCCAGAGAGAUGUCACUGCAUUCUUCUUUUACCUCAGAAAAAGUACAGAGCCUGGGAGAAAAGUUGUCACCAAAAUCUGACCUGUCUCCACUAACUCCAAGGGAAUCUUCUCCCCUGUAUUCUCCUACUUUUCCAGAUUCACCUCCUGCAAUCACAGAAGCAGUGUCAGCUAGUCACACACCUUUGUUGUCACAGAGAGUGUCUUCUGUCAAAGCCUUUGGUUAUCAGGAACCCCUGUCAAAGCACAGUCCAGAGCCUUUAUUCAGCCCAGAUAAAGAAGAUUCAGAGAAAAGCAGCAGGUCACCAGAAGAACUUAGUUAUUCAUAUGAGGCCAGAGAGAAAACUACGAGGUCACCAGAGAGUAUCAGCUAUUCCUAUGAGGCAGUUGGAAAAUCUACUAGAUCCCCUCAAGGCAUGGAUUAUUCCUAUGAGACAAGCAGAAAAACUACCAGGUCUCCUGAGACCACAGAUUAUUCCUAUGAGAUAACCAGGAACACUACUAGGUCACCCGAGGGUACAGACUAUUCAUAUGAGAUAAUUGCAAAAAAUAUGAGGUCAUCUGAGGUCACAGAUUAUUCUUAUCAGGUAACAGGGAAAACCACCAGGUCACCAGGGGCCACAGAUUAUUCUUAUGAGACAGCUGGGAAAACUGCCAAAUCACCUGAAGCCACAGAUUAUUCCUAUGAGUUAACUGGGAAAGCUACUAGAUCACCUGAUGCAAUGGAUUAUUCCUAUGAGGCAACAAGGAAAACCUCUAAGUCACCAGAAGCUGUUGGCUACUGCUAUGAGACAACUGGGAGAACCACCAGGUCAUCAGAGGCCAUGACUUACUCUUAUGAGACAACUGGGAAAGCCUCCAGUUCACCUGAAGCCACAGAUUACUCAUUUGAGACAACUGGGAGAGCUACCACUGGGAGGUCACCUGAAGCUACCAGCUAUUCCUAUGAAGCAAGUGCACAUUUUACUCCAAGUAAAUCAUUAGCAGAAUCCCGUCAAGAUGUUGACUUAUGCCUUGUGUCCUCUUGUGAAUAUAAGCAUCCCAAGACUGAACUUUCACCUUCAUUUAUCAACCCAAAUCCACUUGAGUGGUUUGCAAAUGAAGAACAGUCUCAAGAUCAAGAGAAGCCACUAACUCAGUCUGGGGGAGCUCAGCCUCCUUCUGGGGGAAAGCAGCAAGGGCGGCAGUGUGAUGAAACUCCUCCCACAUCUGUGAGCGAGUCUGUCCCAUCUCAGACCGAUUCAGACGUUCCUCCAGAGACUGAGGAAUGCCCUUCCAUCACUGCAGAUGCUAACAUUGACUCAGAAGAUGAGUCGGAAACCAUUCCAACGGACAAGACAAUUACGUACAAACACAUUGACCCACCACCUGUCCCAAUGCAGGAUCGCAGCCCUUCCCCCAGGCACCCUGAUGUUACCAUGGUUGAUCCAGAGGCUCUGCCAGUUGAACAGAAUUUAGGCAAACCUUUGAAGAAGGACCUCAAAGAAAAGUCAAAGACAAAAAAGCAGGGUACAAAGACCAAGUCAUCUUCUCCUGUUAAAAAAAGUGAUGGUAAACCAAAACAAGUGGCUUCACCAAAGCCAGCUACAAAAGAAUCUUUAGACAAAAUUUCCAGAACAGCUUCUCCAAAAAAGAAGGAAUCUGUGGAGAAGACAACCAAAAAUAUCUCUAAUCCAGAGGUAAAGUCUCGAGUGGAAGAGAAAGAUAAGGAUACCAAGAAUGCAGCAAAUACAACAACAUCCAAGUCGGCAAAGACUGCAACCACAGGACCUGGGAAUACUAAGGUGGCAAAAUCUACAGCAGUGCCUCCAGGACCUCCAGUGUAUUUGGAUCUGGUGUACAUUCCCAACCACAGCAAUAGCAAGAAUGUUGAUGUUGAGUUUUUCAAGAGGGUGCGGUCAUCCUACUAUGUGGUGAGCGGGAAUGAUGCUGCAGCCGAGGAGCCAAGUAGGGCUGUUCUGGACUCCCUGCUGGAGGGCAAGGCACAGUGGGAGAGUAACAUGCAGGUGACUUUAAUCCCAACCCAUGACUCAGAAGUGAUGAGGGAAUGGUACCAAGAGACCCAUGAGAAACAGCAGGAUCUCAACAUCAUGGUUUUGGCAAGCAGCAGCACUGUUGUUAUGCAAGAUGAAUCUUUUCCUGCAUGCAAGAUUGAACUGUAAGAACAAGACCGUGCAUCACAAGAUUAAACUUUGUUUCCAGAAAUUCUUCAGUUUGAAAACACCUUUCCUGAAAAUUCAAGUCAUCUAUUUUAACUGCUCAACUAUAUACCUGCCAAAUGCUAUACUAUGUCACAGUGAUGCAAGUCACUAAUAUUUUUCAGUCUUUGUUGGUUGCUAAGGGAAAUAACAGUCUUCCCAUAGUAGAGUACAAAUUACUGCGAAAAUACAGAUCCAAUUGCAUCAACAUUUUAAAACCAUGCACUCUAGCAACCCCAAUUGACUUUUGCCAGGUAGAGGCGUUUGCCCUCUAAAGAAACACAAAGAAAGUAAGAGAGAGAGGGGUAGGAGGAGAAAGUAGUAUAUAUUAGGUCUGCAUUAGUCUCAUGGCAAUAGAUGUAUCGCUUACUACAGUCUGCUUAUGUUCUCACAUGAGAAGAAAGUUUUAAAUUUUUAUCAAUAUGAGCUAUCACUAUGGGGAUCCUUUUUUUAAAGAAUUAAGUUAGCUCAAAAAAAAAAAAAAAAAAAAAAAAAAAAAAAAAAAAAAAAAAAAAAAAAAAAAAAAAAAAAGAGAACAUGGCUAGGAAGGGAUGUAUGACCUAAUCACUCAUCAGCAGCUUUUCACUUUAAUUUGAGCUCUGCAUACUGACACACCGUAACAAUCACAGGCCAAAUAUGCACGUAGCCUGCACCCCAUCCAGAAGUGUAAAAUCUUUCUUAGAACAUGCAGAAUUGUUGAUCUAAGGCAUGCUUCCAGCAAAAACCCGCUCACUCCAGCCAGAACUGACCAGUCCACAUGCUUGAACACCCAUGUCCACUGUCGAUUAACUGAAGCAAAAUACCAAAGCGGUCAGGAGUACAUACAGUAGACAAUUUGCCUUAGAAAGUGACUUGAAUGUACAAAGAAACUUGAUGCACUUAUUUUUUAAUGCUGAGACAGCAAAUUUAUAAAACAUCUGUGUAGGAUCAUAGUUACACCAGUAAAGAAGCGUGAGUGUGCAUGUGUGGUAUUAGGAACUUAUCUGACUGGUCAAAUGGUUUGGUGCUCUGAAUUACAUAUAUUAGUUAAGUGAACACUUCAUAGAUGCACCUGGACAGCUCAACAAGGCAAGAUGAGUUUUUUUUUGAAGGCUCCUUUCAUACUGUGGAAGCAAGAUUGAAGUGGUGUCCAGUAUCAGAGUUACAAAACUUAGUGAAACAUUCAGAUUGAUUGACAAGGUUACCUGUGAGCCUGUACAAUAUUCAGCCUUCCUUUGUCUUACCUGAUUUUAUUUGUUUAAUUUAAGAGGGAACAAAUGUACAGAAGCCUUUCUUUUUAGUGCUGCAUGAACUUUUAAUACAUUAUUUGUAAUAAACACUUUCAUUUACAGGUAAAUGCAAAGAAAAUUUUUUCCGGUGAAGGCAUUCUUUUUAGUAGUUUCGUAAGAUAAAUGAGUAGUGUUGUUUAAGAUUCUAGUGAGAAUGGAUAUUGAGGUAAAAUUUAUUGAAAAGAGUCAACUGUCAAUACCUUUUUCAGGAAACAGGUAUGGAAAGAUACUCUCAUAAAAUUAUUCUGUUGAUGAUGACAGAAAAUUGGAUUUGAGAAGUUGAUUGCCCAAUAUUUAAAAGGUUGUAACCUACAUUAUUAAUCCUUACAAGAUCUUGAAAAAGGAUAGAACAAGCAAUAAGCUAAAAUAAGUCCCUUCUCUUCCCUUUUCCUUCCCUUGUCUUCCCCUUUGCUUUCUUCUUUCCUCUAUUCUUUCCUUUCCUCCUUCUCUUUCCUUUACUCCUCUCUCCUCCUCUCAUUUCCUCUUUUUUUACUCUUUCACUUCCUUUCCUCUUCCUUUCCUUGCCUCUUCCUUUAUUAUUCUUUUUUCUUCCUUUCCUUUCCUUCUUUAUGUUUCCCUUCUUUUCCUUCUCUAGACUGCUUGCAGAGGAGCAGCACCACCUCUGUGAUUUAAGACAGUUUGGAUAUUUUCGUCUCAGAAAUUUUACCCCAGUUUAAAAGAUCUUGUUACAUUGCAGAAGGUCUUCAAAUCUGAAUUUGAGAAGGUGUAAAGGCCUACAGCACAGACUUAUGUGCUGGUUGUAUGAAUCACCAUUAUGGCUGGCAUUAAGUUUUACAAUGUAGUGAAUUAUGACCUCAUUUUAUUUUCUCUUCUUAUAAUUUAUUUCAAUUUUAUAUUGUUAGGAUGUUUUUGUUUAAUAGGUGUAUGUUUGCACUCCUAAUUUUUAUGAGGGUUUUUUAAUACUGGUUUAGGGUCUUGUAAAUGUGGGCUUCUCAUGCCCAUUUAAUGCUGUGAAUUACUGUUGUCAGUGGCUGGGGUUUUGAUUUAUUUUUAAUGUCUUCUCUUUUUUUAGGUUUCUCUAGCAAUGCUGUUUUAUUUAUUGCUAUACCUUUUAAGUAGUUAAGAAUAACUCAGAGUUACUAUGGCACAAAAGGCAGAUGGAAAUGUAUUGUGAAAACAAGCAUGUUUGCUGGGCUCAUGUCAUUCACUUAAGAAUGCUUUUGUAAUACAUAGUCUACAAAGAUAUGUGGUAUCUUUGCAGACUAUGUUGUAUCAUUUUGCAGAUAUGUUCUGCAAAAUUUUUGGCAGAACAGUUGUACUGUUUCUACAAUUCUUUCUUAUUUGUGUAUUUUAUUAUAUCGGUCAGAAUUCAAACCUUUUGAGUGGGUAGGAACAGAUUUCCUGGUUUUCUGACAACACCUGAAAUGGUUUGUAUCUCUGCUUUGGUAGAAAAUUGUUUUAAGUACACAAGUGAUUUUGUGACUAAUCACACUUAUGCCACUCACUCCUGUGAAUCAGGAGCAAUUCUACUCCUGUCAGGGAAAUUACAGUCAUCUGAUCCUACUGUAAAUUAAAUUGGAAUCAAGCCUUAAAUAUGCCCAAGCAAGUUUAUGAUGGCUGAAGCAUUUGUUUUACUUCUGAAAUAAUAAUAAUAAUUAGACAGUUACAUAUACAUUUGCUUUUUUUGCUGCUACAAGAAUAUUAAAACCCUGGUCUGGCUAUUCUGAGGUAUUGUAAUGCCUGUUCCAUCCACUCCCUUCCAAAUGGCAAUGGCACCUAGAUUCAACACAGCAAUGAGCUCCUCCAUUGGCUCCUCUUGCCCUUAAUGACUUUCCUGCCUGUGGAUCUAAUCUACCUGUGCUAAUCCUAGUACUACACAACUAGUUUAGUGUAAGUCAUCAAAAUGUACUAUGUACAUUAACGAUGAGUGCUGUUGAUCAGCAUAGAUUUCUAGGAGCAUGGUUUGUUAUUGAUUACUCUAAUUGUAAAGAUUCAAUACCUGAGUGCAAAGAACACUCCAUUUCAAUGAUGGUAUUACCCAUAACAGCAUUCCCAGUCAUGAUCUUUAUGCUAUUAAUAUAAUGCUUCAUAUAAUUCAAUGAAGAAUUAACUUUGGGGAUCCCAUCCCACUCUUGAACUUGGACAGGGCCUCUCUUGCAUGCCUUUUCAAAGUCCUGUGGUGGGCCUGACUCAUUGACCUCUAUUUUCACCUCAUCUUUCAUAGAAAUCAUUUUUGAUUUUUUUUUUACUUAUUUUACAUACUGUGGUGAAUGGAGAUAACUGUGUAUAUGAAUGUUCGGGUUUUUUUAAUUGUCUAUGAUAGCUUAUGCAUUUUAGGAGAGUUCUGGUACUCUUUUACUAAGAUUUAAUAAAUUUGUUAAUUGAAUUUUCAAUCCCUCCCAACACAAGCAAAUGAGUUCCAAAGAGCACUUGCUGUGCAUUUGGAGCAUUUCUGUCAUGCGCUUCUCUUUGUUCAUCUGUCGCCAGAGGUUCUUGCUCAGUAAUGAUGUUUUUGAGAGAAAUAGUAAUUUUCUUGAUCUGGAUUUACUAGAAUAUGAAAAAAUAUAAUGUUUACACUUGAAAGGAAAGCUUUCAUCUUUUCACUUAAUUGAACAAAACACUAAAAUCAACUAGGGGAAAGCAUUUAUUAGACUGCAAUUAUAUUAUUCACCUGGUAUAAAAAUGUUUGCUAUUUAAAAUUUAAAAAAAAUAAAGAAAAAGCUUGUUUGUUGUGACUUUUCAAAAAAAAUCCUGAAAAAGAAGUGUAACUAAAUAAAACAAUGGCAUAAAAUAUAGAAAGAAACAAAUUUAAGGAGCAGCUUCUCUCUACUAGGCUAAGAGCUCCAGAAGGCAGGAGCUACCUCUUCAAGACUGGGCUGUAAUCUCAAUGUAAAAGACAAAAUCUGAAAUAUGCUUUCACGCAUUUGCAUGCAGCCAUUAUCUUCCAAACUAUGGAAAGAAAGUCUUGUGGCUGGCUGAGAAGCACCUCACACACCUCCUCUCUUGUUCUGAAUGGUGUUUGUGUCAGUCUGCAGCUGUGUAUGGUAUUAUGUCUUAUAAUCCUGCAUCACUUCUAUUCUAUCCAGUCAUAUCUAAUGUAGAAAAUUAGUUUCCAGUGAAAGUAAUAUGUAGUGCUUUUAUGAUAUUUGUGUGCAAUAUCCCCUCUUCCAUUGAGGAUAUUUGAUGUAAAGGAAUCAAACUCAGUUCCACAAUAAAAUACAAAAGUGGUAAAGUGG
Lonchura striata (white-rumped munia) is the source of this 12032-nucleotide messenger RNA. RefSeq names its product microtubule associated protein 1B (gene MAP1B). Lineage: Eukaryota; Metazoa; Chordata; Aves; Passeriformes; Estrildidae. Gene Ontology annotation, cellular component: microtubule; cytosol; synapse. The record is from RefSeq and is a predicted model, not a curated record. Gene Ontology annotation, molecular function: actin binding; microtubule binding. Gene Ontology annotation, biological process: dendrite development; regulation of microtubule depolymerization; axonogenesis.